This is a messenger RNA of Paramecium pentaurelia, 762 nucleotides long. The record is from the annotation of a GenBank genome assembly. Lineage: Eukaryota; Ciliophora; Oligohymenophorea; Peniculida; Parameciidae.
GAUGAAAUACAUAGCAAUUCUUUUACUGAUAUUAGCAUUGACAAAUGCAACAAAUAUGAGAUAACAAUAGAAACAUAAAGAAGUUAAAAAACUGGUUGAACUAGAGUAAGGAUAGGUGUAUUUUAAUCUAGUUCUUCAUUUGUAGGAGAAACAUAAGAUCUUAGUGGAAAUGUUGGAAUGAUAUCAGUAAUAGAAGAAACCAAUAAUGAUUUUGUGAACUAAAACAAUAUCAAGAAAGCAGAAACAAAAGAAAGAAAUGCUGUAUUAAAUGCAAUUAAAAAAUCUGAAUCACACAAAUCAUUAAUUUAACUUAAAGAUAAUGAAAUAUAUGUAGAAGAGACUUUGGAUUAAACUCCAAAGAAAGAUAUAAAUUUUGCUGAUUUAUUCACAAAUGAUGGUUCAUCACCAGAUAUGGGAUAAUAAGUUAUAUUUGAAGAUUCUCCAAGUGCUCCUAUGGCUUAAUUACCUUAAGAUGAAAAUUUGGAAUAUGUGAGAGCUAUUGAUAAAUUUGAUUUAUUAGAUGAAAAUGGUCAACCAUUAUAAUUAUUGCCUGAAGAAUAGACAUUAUUGGAAAUGAAACAAUUUGAAAGUAGAUUUUAAUAAGAUGAAACUCCAUAAAUGGAUGCAGCACCUACAUGGGAUUUAGAAAGUGCAUAUGAGAAGACUCCAGGAUAAAGUGAAUUAUCACCUGAAGAAUUAUAGAGAUAAACUGAAUAGAUGGUAGAUAGUUUGAAAGGAGAAUUGGAAGAUGAAAAUAUAUGA